This is a messenger RNA of Cladophialophora psammophila CBS 110553, 1197 nucleotides long. RefSeq lists its product as uncharacterized. Gene Ontology annotation, molecular function: iron ion binding; 2 iron, 2 sulfur cluster binding. The record is from RefSeq and is a predicted model, not a curated record. NCBI's taxonomy places the organism in Eukaryota, Fungi, Ascomycota, Eurotiomycetes, Chaetothyriales, Herpotrichiellaceae. The transcript has 3 exons. The coding region runs from base 1 to 1197 and encodes 398 amino acids.
AUGCUCGAAGCGUCCAACAGCUCCUUCUCGACAACGCUCCCAGCGUCUUGGUUCAGAGAAAAGGCUAUCUACGACCUCGAAAGACGAGCCAUCUUUUCAAAGAGAUGGAUCAUUGUGUCACACAAGGCCCGCUUCGAGAAGCCUGGACAAUAUGUACGCUACGACAUGGCAGGAUACCCAUUCUUUAUUGUCAACGACAGGAAAGGCAACAUCAAGGCAUUCUUGAAUGUCUGUCGCCAUAGGGCCUUCCCGAUCGUUCAUGAACAGCAGGGAACUGCCAGCAUUUUCUCAUGCAAGUAUCACGGUUGGUCAUACGGCCUCGGUGGAAAUCUGGCAAAGGCACCUCGCUUCGAGGCAUAUCCAGAGUUUGACAAGACCCAAUUCUCUCUCUAUGCGGUGCAUCUUCAUAUCGAUGAUAUGGGCUUCAUUUGGGUCAAUCUGGAUGGGGAAGAGCGGCCACAGAUUAGCUGGGAGGAGCAGUUCUUGGAAGUCGAUCAUCAGACACGGCUCGAGUGUAUCAAGAUGGAUGACUAUGUCUUUGCCGAGUCUUGGAGCCUCGACGCAUGCCACUUCAACUGGAAGACGUUGGUUGAAAAUUAUAAUGAGUGUUACCACUGCCAAGUCGCCCACCCCGGCAUCGCCCCCGCGAUUACGAAAGACAGCAAAUUCGAUGUCGAGACAGUUCGAAGCUAUGUUCGGCAUUUAGGAGAGGACAACUCUGUGGACGAUAUCGUUGCCAGCCCAACAUAUAUGUUUCCCAACGCUUCGCAUACUAUUACCCGGCACUUCUUCUACAUAAUGUCCAUUGUCCCGCUCUCAUCGACCACCUCCAGCAUGCGUUAUGAGAUCUAUCGCAACAAGAAUAGCUCACUGGAAACCUUCACCAAGGAGGUGGAAUUUUUCAAACAAGUGGAGCGGGAAGACAAAUGGCUCGGAAACGAGACUCAAAGAAACUUGAACACUGAUACCUAUGUCUCCGGGCCAUUACACCCAUACAUGGAGCAAGCAGUUGCGUACUUCGAGGGUUUGACUCGACAAGCGCUAAGAGAACAUAUGGACAAGGAGAAGGAAGCUGGAAGGGAGAUAUGGCCUGUUCGCCGUCCAUACAAGGGAGAGCAACUGGCUCUGGAUGAAGAUUUCUGCAAGGAGGUUUGUUCCUCAUCCACGCUGGCGAACGGAGGGAAGGAGUGGUUUUAG